Schistosoma mattheei is the source of this 2595-nucleotide messenger RNA. The record is from the annotation of a GenBank genome assembly. Lineage: Eukaryota; Metazoa; Platyhelminthes; Trematoda; Strigeidida; Schistosomatidae.
AUGCAUUUGUACGAGAAAUUCCGUCUACAGUUUACAUUUCGCACAUCUCAGGAACACGGUUUAAUAUUAUUCAACUCAGAUAAAUAUGGUGUUGAUUUUUUGGCAUUUGAAUUAAUCAAAGGUUAUUUACAUUUCGUCUUCGACAUGGGAAGCGGAUCUCAACGUUUUGCAUUGACUGCACAUAGUGUUACUGAUUCUAAAUGGCAUAAUGUGGAAUUGUUUAGAAAAGAUCUUGAAAAUAAUAUACUCCAAUUAUAUAUUGAUCGGAAUCAAAGUAUUGAACAAUCUUUGAAAAUACCCGUUUUCAAUGGUGACAUUGCAAGAAAUUUCAAUUUAAAUGAUCCACUAUAUAUCGGUGGUAUAUCCCAACUUGUAUUCUUGAAAUGGAGAGAGAAACUUAGUUCAUACCAUGGAUUUCAGGGUUGUCUAGGCAAUUUCUCUAUAAAUGGACUACCUCCAUUUGAUUUAUUAAAUAUGGCUAAGUUAAAAUAUGCGAAAAAUUGGACAUUACCUGUCUGCCGAGAUCAAAUUGUGGACAAUUGUCAUUAUCGACCGAAAGGAGUAUUGAACUGUAAUCAAAUUCAACGUAUUCAAAAUCAUUCAACUAUAACAAGAACAAAUAAAAAUAUUGAUGGAAACAAUGAUAAUAAUAAACUAUUUCAACCAUAUUGCUUAAAUGAUGGAAUUUGUUUACAUACAUGGUUAGGUGUUAAGUGUGCCUGUGAAUUGACUACAUUUGAUGGGCAUCGAUGUAUAAAAGCUGGAACAACAUUUGCAUAUGGUGUUAAGUAUGAUACAACUAUAAGUUAUAAUAUAUCAAAUAAUAUCAAUCAAACAAUUGAUAGUGAUAAUGAUCAUAUUGGUUAUUUACGUUUAAUUUAUACAGAUCGUGUAAGAAAUACAAGACAAGAUGAAUUUGUACUUGGUAUUCAAACAAUUUUAACAAAUUUAACUUAUAAUAAAAACCAACACAAAAAUAAUGAACAAAUUUCUCAUAAUUAUAUAACCACUUUAUUAUUUGUUACUAGUUUAACACAAAUUGGUGAUUUUAUACAUUUAUUUUUAGAAUCAGGUGUAGUGCGGCUUAAUUAUAACAUGGGUGGAGGUGUGGUUCAUAUCAGUGGACCUAAUUUCCCAAUCAAUGAUGGAUUUUAUCAUCGAAUACGAGGCUAUCGUGUCGAUCGUCAGAUAAUUCUUGAAGUAGAUGACUCAAGACAUACAUAUGAACUAAACAGUAUAUAUGGGAAACAGUUCAAUAAUCAAAAAGUUAUUUGGCUUGGACAUGCACCACGAUUAAAUAAGACAGACUUUUUUCAUGGUUACAUGACUGGUGUUUACUAUAAUGGAUUACUAUUGCAUGAUAUAGCUGCCGGUUUAUCCUACCAUACACCAAAAUUUCAACCGAAAUUACUCAAAUCUGAAUACUAUAAAGAUGGAGUAAACUACGUGAAUCGUGAUGAACCAGUUAGUGAAGAGAUAACAAAGCAAAUCUUAACCAAUUCAUUACCAUUUCAUUUUUAUUCCAAUUCUUCCUCUUCAUUAUUAUCAUCGAACUAUAAGUAUUUUAAUAACAAUAUUUCUAAUGAAUCUAUACAGUCAGAUAUAAUUCAUUCACAGACAAAUUAUUUACAAUAUAAUAAAUGGAAAGUGUUUAAAACAAUGAGUCGUUUACAUGAACAAGUUAAUAUUUGGCUGUUAAUUAGUUUAGCCGGUGCUGGCCUAAUAAUGUUAAUCUCAGUUACAUUUCUAGCUUAUAGAUGUCAUCGCAAUAAACAUGUAGAUUCACAUUGUUCUAAAUUAACUGAAACAAAGCAAAUGAGUCAUUUACAUCAAUUCUCUCCAACAUCAGUUACUUAUAGAACUGCUUCAGUAGGUUCUUUAUUAAGCAUGGAUGAUAUAAGAUAUACUAUGAUAUCUAAACGAUUAAAACAAAAUCAAGAACAAUUAUCAUCAGUUUCAGAUGAUCAAUCACAUUCACUAUGUGAUCGAACAUCAAUCAGUGGAUAUAAAAUCAAUUAUUCUAAUACUACAGUAACACCUUUUAUCUUAGUAACUGAUUCAAUAAAUUUACCAAGAAAAUCAUCAACAGGAAUAGAUCAAUACAAUUUAAUAAAAACAUCUUUACCUAAAAUAGAUUCAAUGCAUUUCAAUGUUAACGAGCUUCCAAUUAAAACAUUUGAACAAUAUAUACCAGAUAAAUAUUUCAAAGAUAAUGAAUAUAAAGUUAUUUUAAAUGUUUCUGAUAAUGAUUAUUUAAAAACACAAUAUAUACAUGGAUUUAUUGAUACAUUAAAUAAUGGACAAUUCAGUACAGGUUCUUCAAUAGAAACAUCUCAAAUGAUGUAGUAUUCAAAUAUCAAGUUUCCAUAUAUAUAUUAAUGAAAUUUCGAAUCAAGUUUAUUAUGUUAUAACAAAUGACAAGUACCUACCAAUAUAUGAUCAACAAUCUAAAUAAAGAGUGUAUUACUUUUAUGUAGAAAGAAAGAUUUCCGGUAUGUUAGCUCAUUUUUAUAUGACGUAUAUAUAUGUCAAAAUGACUUCACAUCAUUUGCUCUGUAUGCAGCGAUAAACAUUGUAAAUAAAAUUAUACUUCAG